AUGGACCUCCAGGAUGGCAGAGCACGCCUGCAUGCCGAGCAAGCCCGACGCCUGGCAGCCGCGUCCGCGCUGGGUUUCCAAGGAACAGCGGGCCAAGAGGCAGACAGCCCCAGCAGCGCCGCUGACGGGGUGCAUGCACAGCCCCAGCGACCAGCCCGCGUGGGCGCUUCCGCUCGUGCGGACUGGCGAGCCAGCUUGGUGGCCCAGGUCAACCCCCCGGGCGAGGGCUCGGCUGGAGAGACGACGGCGCGGGAGGUCGGCGACUGCGCGGCCGCAGCUGCCGGGCGCGAGCGCGAGCAGAGGCGCCCGCAGCAGUGCAGCUGGCUGGAGGCCGAGGGACAGGAGGUCAAGUGCGCUCGCACGCAGCGUGCAGAGCGCGGCGGACCGUUCAUCCGUCUCCUGCUGUAA
Prorocentrum cordatum is the source of this 408-nucleotide messenger RNA. NCBI's taxonomy places the organism in Eukaryota, Dinophyceae, Prorocentrales, Prorocentraceae. The record is from the annotation of a GenBank genome assembly.